Nilaparvata lugens (brown planthopper) is the source of this 4352-nucleotide messenger RNA. Its product is annotated as inactive selenide, water dikinase-like protein. Gene Ontology annotation, biological process: L-selenocysteine biosynthetic process. The record is from RefSeq and is a predicted model, not a curated record. Lineage: Eukaryota; Metazoa; Arthropoda; Insecta; Hemiptera; Delphacidae. Gene Ontology annotation, cellular component: cytoplasm. Gene Ontology annotation, molecular function: selenide, water dikinase activity; ATP binding. The transcript is spliced from 7 exons.
AACACUGCCAUUGGUAUUCGCCCGCCAUAUUGUAUCGGCUUAUUGCAUUAUUUCUGUUGUAUUGGUUGGUAUCGUUUGGUGUUGCUAUUCUAAAAGAAUUCAACCGUUUUCGUUUGAAGUGAAAUCAAUUUCCUCCAAACAGAAGUAGUGACAAACGUAUGGCUGAACUUCAAGUCGUCGUGAAUCAGGAAGUGCAGUUAGGAUUGGAAAAUUCCAAUUCCGUGGCAACUAGAGGCAUGUUUGAUCCGGUGGCUCAUGAUCUUGAUGCAUCUUUCAGGCUGACUCGUUUUGCUGACUUAAAAGGAUGAGGGUGUAAAGUCCCCCAAGGGGUUCUUAUGAAACUCUUGGAGGGACUCCAGCAAGACGAGAAUAUUGCCAAUGAUCAAGAUCAUGCCCACUUUAUGCACAUGGCUGUGCCACGAAUUGGAAUUGGAAUGGAUGCUUCAGUCACGCCUUUGAGGCACGGUGGUCUGUCCCUCGUUCAAACGACAGAUUUCUUUUAUCCGUUGGUCGAUGAUCCUUACGUGAUGGGCAAAAUCACUUGUGCGAAUGUGCUAAGUGAUCUUUAUGCAAUGGGCGUGACAGAAUGUGACAAUAUGUUGAUGCUGCUUGGCAUUUCAACAAAAAUGACUGAGAAAGAGAGGGACGUCGUUAUUCCGCUAAUCAUCAAGGGAUUCAAAGAUACUGCGACAGAAGCGUGUGUGGCAGUGACGGGCGGACAAACUGUGCUAAAUCCUUGGUGCACAAUCGGAGGUGUAGCCACAACCAUUUGUCAACCCAACGAAUACAUAGUGCCAGACAAUGCUGUUGUGGGAGAUGUUCUCGUACUAACCAAACCUCUUGGUACACAAGUGGCCGUGAACGCGUAUCAGUGGCUAGAACAGCCAGAACGAUGGAACCGCAUCAAGUUGGUGAUUGGCGAAGAAGAAGUGCGGAAAGCUUAUCAACGAUCUAUGGAUUCUAUGGCCAGACUUAACAAAGUUGCUGCUCGUCUGAUGCACAAGUACAAUGCUCAUGGUGCUACCGACGUAACCGGAUUCGGCCUGCUGGGUCACGCACAGGUCCUCGCUAAACAUCAGAAGAAUGAAGUGUCCUUUGUCAUUCACAACUUGCCUGUCAUUGCCAAAAUGGCAGGCGUUGCGAAGGCAUGUGGAAACAUGUUUCAUCUUCUUCAAGGAAAUUCUCCAGAAACAUCAGGAGGAUUGCUAAUCUGUCUGCCGAGGGAGCAAGCUGCUGCCUAUUGUAAAGACAUCGAGAAGCAAGAGGGGUACCAGGCGUGGAUUAUUGGCAUUGUGGAAAAAGGACAGCGAACAGCUCGUAUCAUCGAUAAGCCGAGGGUCAUAGAAGUGCCUGCCAAGGACAGAGAUGUAGUUUUGUGGUAAGAAGGACGGCAACGACCAAGCUGAUUGUAUUAGUUUCUCAUGAGAUUCGCUUGAAACACCGGUCUGUUUUAUUCGAGUAAUGUGUACAAAUAAUUUUUCGGUAUGAAGUCUAUGUUAACUAUAAUUGAAAUUUGUGUGCCAGUGAACUUCUAACAUGUGUAUUCUUCCUAAUGAAUCAAAUGUACAUUUGAUGUGGAAAUCUUAUUGGAUAUAUUUCGCCAUUACUGUUUUAUCUAUCUUCAAUGAAUAAUCCAAUUUAGCAAGUACUCGUAUUUCUGAAUUUGUUCUAUUCUAGAGAAAUACCUAAAUAAUAAAAAAGUUGCACACUACAAUUAAACUGAUUUCCUAUUACACUGUUACACACUAUGAUAUACUUUCGAUAUUAUAUUCAGAAUCGAAUAAUUACAUUUCGAGUACUUGAUUUCAUCCAUUUAUUUUCUUCUGAUAUUGUUUAUAAAUGAUUUUCUUAGUUUAAUUAGAUGUUCUUUAAAAUAAGUAUGAGUUAUCGGUGUUAUGUAUUGGUUCUUCACUCAAUGUAAUUAUAGUAAGAAAUAUCCUACAAUAUUAUUUAUCAAAGCUGUAUGUGUAAAACAGUUUAAGCACUCUUGUUUAUUGAAGCCACUUUUUGUAAAACUACUGAAGUUAUGAAUAUUAUAAAAAUAUAAUCCUUCAUCUAUUAUAAGAAGUUUAUCUCGGAUUUUGAUUCAUAUUAUGUCCAUAAAUAAGCUCAAUUCAUAGUGAAAUAACUGCAGUCUUAUAUCAUGAUUUAUUUAUUCAUUGAUGAUUUACAUAUUCUUCAGAGUAGGAUGGCUUCUAGUGUAACAGGAACCGUUCAAUUUCGGUAUUUGUACCUACAAGUAGAUAAAACCUAAAUUAUAUUGUAUCAUUCAUUUCGCUAUCUCUUGACAAAUCGUACAAAUUUCGGCCUUAUACUUUUAUUAUAACUAUAGAUUCAUUCCCAUUACUGUGAGAAAAUGUAUUGCGUAGAACUAUCGUACAAUAAUUUAUAAAAAAAUGUAAAAUUCAAAUUAUUGAUGUCAUUAAGGUUUUAGAGCGUAGCUAGGCUAUAUUUAUACUUGCGCGACUCAAAUCGUGUGACUCCAGUCGCGGAUACUUCAGUCUUUCGUACCUUACGACUUCAGUCGCUUGUAUCGCAGUCGCGGCGUCGUCGAUACUUGAAUCACCUAGUCUGAGUGACACCAUUUAAAAGACUUGCGUCGCCGAGAGACUGAGUCUUGAGUAUCUCAACGAUUUGAGUCGCGCUAGCUUGGGUAUAGCCUUAAACUUCGAUAAAUGCUUUUUAUGUAUGUUACGUUCGACAAAAGAAAAGUUCUGGCAAAUCUUCUACAGGUGAUAACAUAAUUUCCUUUUUAUAAAACAUGACAAAAUCCAUAUUAAUUUCUCGAAUCCCCUAAAAAUCGUCCAAUGGUACAACCUAUUUGAUGAUUAAGAUUUAUGGACUUUCAGCACAUUUGAAAUUUGUCAAAAUGAAUGUCAUUUUAAUGGUCCAUCAAUUUUUAUUAAGAGUUAUAGAAACCGGGCAUCAUGUUUCGCUCUUUACAGUUAUGCAAAUAAACUUUUAAGUUUGUAAGCAUUAUGUAAUGUUUGUUGAAUCGCUUCAUAGGUCUACUAGCAUGACCUCUAUGUUCAUUCAACCAGAUCCUCACUGAUGUUAACAAUCUAAACAGUUUGUGUUGCUCAUCCAUUCUUUAGAACUGAGUUGAGCCUUGUAAUUAUUGGUAAUUCAUUUAUUAAAUAUUUAUUCCCAAAGUAACCAGAACUUUUCUUUUCUUUAAAUUUUGUUACUAGUUUCGAGUAGAUUUUCUAGACUGAGAUCAUGCCAUUAUGCAAAUGGCAUUGGUGUGAUAUUGUUACCUUAUUUCUGCCAUAAAUAAAUAUUUGGAUAUGCUAAAUUGCUAGAAGUGUAAAAAAGUACAAUUUUUGUUGAUUUGUAGAAAGGAAUUAGAGCAAUAAUAUGGGAUGAUAUGGUUGAUUUGUGCAUGCAUUUUCAUUUCUUACAAAUAUAGCUGAUACAUGAUAUGGCUUCUAAUCUGAUUCACUAUCCCAUUGACAAAUUGGGCUUCAAUGACAGUGCUUUUAAAAAUCUAGAUUUUAAGAUGUAUGUUGGAAAUGCUAACCUUUAUUAUAAAUAUUUAGUUGAAUUCAGUGUGAGAGAAGAAUUAUCUUGACCAUUUCCAUGGUAGAACACCCAAUCACUGUAGAUUUUCUCAAUCGAGGCCUAACCUAUCUUGUUUUCAACAUUGACUUUUGAAAUUUAUUGUUUUCAGUAUUUCUGAAUCAUGAGAAGAAUAACCACAUAAAACCAAGUUUUAGUUCGUAAAUGGAUAUUGUAUUUGUAGAUGUUUUCCAUUUGUUAUUGUAGUUCUAAAUUCCAAUGGUAACUAAAAAAUUGAAUGGUAACUAAACGUUGUCUGCAUAUUUGUUUGAUGGCUUUUCUUGUGGGAUUUAAAUAGUACUACCUGUUAAGGUUAUUUGUUUGCUGCUAAAUAUGCAUGUUUAUUGGAGAAAAUUGAUGUCAUCCCAAGUGUUAAGACAUGAUAGGUUGUGUAUUGUAAACCUUGAAAAAUUUAUUGUCAAGUGUGCAUAUUUUAGAUAUGUUUGAUAUUAGUUGAAAAUGGGAAGUCGAUGUUAAGCUUAGAUGAAUAAUUCCAAAUAUUAUACUUUCUACUGAUAAUAUUGACAUUUUGUUCUGUAUUUAACUGUUCAUAAAUUAUACGUUGAUGGUUCUUUUCUUUCAGAAUGUGAACUGUAGCUUUAUGAUCUAGAUUUAGACAAUCGUCGUUCGACGAAUCUUUCUCUGGUGAUAUUUGCAGUCUUCAUUCUGAAAGAAAAUUUCACAACUGGAGUGAUUAUUACUUAUAAAAACAUCUAUCUGACUUUGUUUCAUAUUACAGCUCAUUUAAAAAGUUGAUGUUUAUGAAUAAAAAUAUCUUUUUAUCUUUCUAAAAA